Molecule: messenger RNA, 1288 nt
Organism: Paralichthys olivaceus (Japanese flounder)
Lineage: Eukaryota; Metazoa; Chordata; Actinopteri; Pleuronectiformes; Paralichthyidae
Gene: slc51a
Product: solute carrier family 51 member A
Biological process (GO): transport
Cellular component (GO): membrane
Molecular function (GO): transporter activity
Source: RefSeq, a predicted model, not a curated record
GCGGCUGCAACAAGUGUGUUUUUUUUUGUAGGCUACAGAUGAUAACCUUCCAUGAAAACUUUCAGGACGCCUCAUUUGGACACUUGGAGAGGAGAGGAGAGUCCGCAGCGCAAACUUUACGCACGUCUGUGGAUACGAGAGGGACCAGCGGCACAAGUUGUUGUUGUUUGUGGAGAGAAAUCCGUCGACAUCAUCCAGCGAUGAAUAAUGGAUCGAACAGAACAAUUGACCCGAGCUGCAGGGGGAAGCCUCCUUUCGCCAUCGACAUCAUCGUCAAUUUGGACAUCUUUGGCAAAAUCCUGUACUCCAUCCUCACCUUCAUGGCAGUGUUGUCAAUGCUGCUCUUCAUAGAGGAAUGUAUCUACAUCUAUAAGAAAGUGCCGUCCAAUAAGAAGAGUGUAAUGAUCUGGGUGAAUGGGGCUGCGCCGGUUAUCGCCACCAUGUCCUGUGUGGGGAUGUGGGUCCCCAGAGCGACCAUGUUUACUGAUAUGACCUCUGCCUGUUACUUUGCCAUUGUGGUGUUCAAGUUCCUGAUCCUGAUGCUGGAGGAGGUGGGUGGUGAUAAGGCUUUCCUGAUGCGGGCAGGGAAACACAAACUGAAGAUCAGCACAGGGCCGUGCUGCUGCUGCUGCCUCUGCCUGCCGCAUGUCGCCAUCACAGGGCGCUCGCUCUUCCUGCUCAAACUUGGCUCUUUCCAGUUCGCUCUCAUGAAGACAGUCUUCACCAUCCUCUCCAUUGUCCUCUGGACCAACGGGACCUUUGAACUGACUGACUUGAAUAUCACCGGAGCUGCCAUUUGGAUCAACCCAUUCGUGGGCAUCUUGACAAUCAUAGCCCUGUGGCCUGUAGCGAUCAUUUUCAUGCACCUGAGAACUGCCCUGCGGACAAUCAAGAUCAUCCCCAAGUACGCCAUGUACCAGCUGGUGCUGAUCCUGAGCCAGUUGCAGUCAGCCAUCAUCAACAUCUUGGCCAUGAAUGGAACCAUCACCUGUAUACCUCCUUUCUCUGCGCCAGCCAGAGGAUACAUGAUAAGUCAGCAGCUGUUGAUCCUGGAGAUGUUCAUCAUCACCUUGGUAACGCGGCUGCUGUAUCGACGACAGUAUGAGCCUCUACCUGAAGAAAAAGAAGACGACAACAAUGAAAACACCAAGAUGGUCGUAGUAGCGGAGUCUGCAUGAGACUGUGUGUGUGAGUGUGUGUGUAUGUGAGAGAAAGAUUUUUAUCCCCUGCAUUUAUUUGAUUAAGAGAUUGUAUAAGAACAUGUGAAUAAAUAUGAAUUAUAUAGAAA